Molecule: messenger RNA, 1168 nt
Organism: Neodiprion virginianus
Lineage: Eukaryota; Metazoa; Arthropoda; Insecta; Hymenoptera; Diprionidae
Gene: Mettl2
Product: tRNA N(3)-methylcytidine methyltransferase METTL2
Exons: 6
Coding region: 164-1168 (334 amino acids)
Molecular function (GO): tRNA (cytidine-N3)-methyltransferase activity
Source: RefSeq, a predicted model, not a curated record
AUACUUACGCCAAUAAGCUUGACCUGUUUACUACUUUCAUCUCUACUCACACCACGGUAUUUAUGGAUUUCUCGUGUAUGGCAUAAACGCCGCGGGAACGCGCAUAAUUGUAACUUUUUAAAACCCAUCUCCAAAACGAGGUUCGAGAGUUCCUGUCUGAAGAAUGGCGGAAGGUUUGGACAGUUCGGAAAUUGAGAAAUCUAUUCAGAAAAGGCCACAGUUUGGUAAUCGAACUCUCACUGACAAUGCCCAAGUUUUCCAACACAACGCGUGGGAUAACGUGACAUGGGAUGAAGAACAGGAACAAAAGGCUCGUGAGAAGGUCGCCGAAAAUUCUGCAGUUCUCACAAGUCCUGAACAGAUUGCGAAAUUUGAAAAAGAUGCAGAUAUUUACUGGGAUAAGUUUUAUAAGAUUCAUCAGAACAGAUUUUUCAAGGAUAGACACUGGCUGUUCACCGAAUUUCCCGAACUCGCGCCCAGCACUGUGACAAAGGACUCCCUUCGACCUGUGCGAGUGUUUCCGCAAUCUGCAGGACCUGAAAAAAAAGAUGAAUGUUGUCAAACGUCACAAUUGUCAGAUUUGUUAAGUUCACGGAUAUUAGAAAUUGGUUGCGGUGUUGGAAACACAGUGUUUCCUAUUCUCCUUUACAACACAGAUCCAAGUUUGUUUGUUUACUGUUGCGAUUUUUCUUCAAUAGCAAUAAACAUCUUAAAAGAAAAUUCUGCAUAUGACCAGUCAAGAUGCCAGGCAUUUGUUCUUGAUGCAACCCAGGAAAAUUGGGCUCCCCCAUUUGAUGAACAAAGCCUAGACAUCAUUGUCUUGAUAUUCGUGUUAUCUGCCAUUCAUCCGGAUAAAAUGGGUAAUGUGCUUAAACAGAUUCACCGAUACUUGAAACCCGGCGGCUUAGUCCUAUUCAGAGAUUAUGGAAGGUAUGAUUUGGCUCAACUGAGGUUCAAAAAAGGGAGAUGUUUGUCUGAUAAUUUUUAUGCUCGAGGGGACGGUACAAGAGUUUAUUUCUUCACCCAAGAUGAAAUUAGGAAUAUGUUUGUCAGCCAUGGGUUUGUACAGGAGCAGAAUAUAAUAGAUAGGAGAUUACAAGUGAAUCGUGGUAAAUUACUCACUAUGUAUAGGGUAUGGAUACAAGCUAAGUAUCGAAAGCCAUUUUGA